AUGAUCGACCUUCGCAGCUCCUGUGGUUUGUCGACCUUGCAGCUUUCGGACCUGUAAGUAAUGAUGCUUUACAAUGGAUUACUGCACUUACAGGCGCAGUAGACUAGCGCAAGCCUUCUUACAACAUCUUCACUAAAGCGGAGAAGUCUUUCACGUGUCACUCGGGUAACCGUAAUAUGGAAGAAGCAUCCUGCUCACAGGCCACGUCCGCUGCCGGCCCGGCGAGCAAGGCCUGUGAUGUCCCUACGUGGCCUCUGUCCCGGCGCGCUGGAGCGCGCUCCCAUGCUAGCUGGCUAUCACGCGUGCCUGCAGAGGCCUGGAAGCAAGGGGUGAUGGUCCUUGUCGCGACAUUAGGGUACUCGCAGCAUGCCAAGUCGUACUGCUCGGGGCAGUGGCACAGCCUGCCGCCGGCCUCCGCAACCCUGGCUGGCUACCCCUGCGACGGCGGGGGCGGGGAGCGCGCCCUGUACCUGCUGCGAAACAUGGCUGGUGCCUGGUCCGACCUGCUGCGCCUGGCGCCGCCCGACCGCUGGGCCGCGGUGCAGGUGGCGCUGAUGGCGCUGCGGCUGGCGGCGGCGCUGGCGCUGCCGCGGCGGGCCUACAGCCGACUGGUGGUGCCGCUGGCCAGCCAGGUGCACCGGCUGGUCCCGCUGGUCUACCUCGCGGCCCUGGCGCUCACAGCCGCCCGGGCCCAGGCCGGUGCCGCUGGCGGCGGCGGUAGCGGCGGCAACAGCAGUAGUACCCCGCUGCUGCUGACCGGCGCGGGGCAGUGGUACCUCUGCUCCUUCCCGCUGCUGGACCUGCUCACGAACCUGCUGAACCCGGUGUACCUGGAGGUGGAGUGUGCGUACGCCGCCCUGGCCGCCGCCGCCCUGGUGACGUGGUGGGCCAGCAGCGCACCCGCGUCAGCGGCAGCAGCAGCAGCGGCAGCAGCAACGGACAGCAGUAGCAGCAGUAGCACUGGCGGCUUCAGCUACAGCCUGGGCUGGCUGCUGCUACGGCUGGUGGGUGUGGCGGGCUGUCUGGCGGCCACGGCGGCGCUGGAGGUGUAUCGUGGGCACCCCGCGCGGCGGCAGGCGGCGGAGGCGGAGGCGGCGGAGGCGGCACACGUGGCGGAGGCGAACAUGCCGGAGGCGGAGCGCCGGGGGUUGAGGGCUGGUGGCAGCGCCGGUGGUCCUGCUGCUGGUGGCGAUGAGGGCGUGAAGGAUGGGGCGAUGCCGGGGUCCGUGGCGGCGCGGUGGGGGCUGUCGCUGCGGCGGCGGCGGCCCCACGGGCUGCCGGCUCAGCGGGAGGUGGAGUGUGCUGGAGAGCGCUCAGCUGCGGCGGCCGGUGCCGGCGCCGGUUUGGGUGCUGGCGCCGGUGCGGGCUUGCGGGCUGAGGGCGCGGCGGUAGCCACAGGACCCAAUCCCCUGGGAGGGAGCGGUGUGCCGGCGGCAGGCGGUAUGUCGGAGAUAGAGGCAGACGUGUCGGGUCCGGCACAGCGGCCGCGAUCCCCGCACCAAGCCAUGCCUGCGCCCUCCGGCGCCGCCCCUGUGUCCUCCGGCACCGCGUCGCCUUACGGCGGCUCCCCCGUCUCCUCUUCCAGCGCCUCCACCGCACUGACCCUCCUCCUGGCGGCCCGGCCCCCUUCCGGCCUUGUUUCGCCCCUGGCACCCCACCACCCGCACCACCACCAGCACCAGCAGCAGCAGCAGCCCCAGCCGCCGCCGGUCGGCGGCGCCGCUGGCCUGGCGGCUGCGGCUGCGGCGGCGGCGGGCGGCAACUCGGACUGGGGCUCUGCGCCCAGCUCUGCGGCGGCUACCGACACCGCGCCGCACCUCCAGCCCCACCCCACCUCCUCUGAGUCGGCGACGCCGCUACACGCUACGGCUGACCCAAAUGAAGCAGGCCCGGCAGCUGCUCCCGCCGCCGCUGUGGCGCACGCCACCGCGGCGCGCGCUUCUGGUUCGACUGCGGCGAUGGAAAUGGUGGACGCGCACACGGAGCACGAACAGGCGCGGGCGGCGCCGCUGGGGACACCGCCGCUGCCCCUGCCCCGAGGCCCGCCGGCAGCCGCCGCGGGGGCACCGGCCAGCCGCCACAACACCACAGCGGCCACCGCCGCCGUGGCGGCAGCCGCAGCCGCGGCGGCAGCGGCAGUGGCGGGCGCGGACGGCGCCGCGCUGCCGUACCCGCCGCCGUACCCGCCGCCGUACCCGCCGCCGUACCAAAACCACGCACUGGCGGCGGUGGUACGGCAGCAGCGGCGGCCCGCCCGCCCACAGCCGGUGUACGUGCCGCGUGUACGGCUGGUCACGACGCACAUCAAGAUCCAGGGUGCCGACCCAGGACAGCUGGGACCCGGGUACGAAUCGCGGCUGGAGGGCGUGACGGCGGCGGCGGGGCGGCGGCUGGUGGGCGUGUACGUGCGCGCCGGCUGCAUCGAGCUGGUGCUGGAUGCGGCGGAGUGGGGCGGCGACGAGGGAGACGGCGGCGGCGGAGGCGGCGGCGGGGUUGGUGGUGGGCUGCAGCUAGGCGGCGGACAGGUGGGGUUGGGGGGCAUGGGCAUAGGGUUGCUGCUGCCGGCGGCGGUGCCGCCGCCGGCGGCGGCGGCGGGAUGGCCGGGGGCCGCGGUUGGCGGCGGCGAGGGUGUGGGCGUCGCGGCGGCUGACGCGAUGCCGGCUGGCGGCGCCGGCGGCGGCGCUUCCGACUCGGGCGGUUGGGAGAGCGAGAGCGUCGGCGGCGGGCGCGCCAGCAGCGGUUGGAACAGCGACCAGCUGUGCAUGGCGCAGCCCCUCCCGCAGGAGGUGGGGCUGGGCGGCUCAGACGAGGCGGCGGCGGCGGCGGGGCCAGGCGCGGGCGCGGGUGCGGGCACACCAACGCUGGCGCCACAGCAGCAGCAGCAGCAGCAGCAGCAGCAGCAGCAGCAGACAUCGGGUGUGAUGGCGGCGGAGUGGGCCGCGGUGAUGGCGGCGCUGCCGGCGGACCCCGCAUUUCCCGGGGGCGCGGACCCCGGCAGUGCCGCUGACCCGCCCGCUGGCGGCGCCGAGUGCGUGAUGCUACAGCUGCAGCAGGCCGCCGCCGCCGCCGCCGCCCGGCAGCAGCGGCGUCACGUCCGGCUACAGCCGAACAUGCGCUCCGCCGCCGCCGCCGCCGCUCCGGCCUGGGGCGCUGAGUCGCGCAGCAGUAGCCGCGAGUUGGAGCUGGGCUCGGCCGCAGCAGGGCGGCCGCCGCCGCCGCCGCCAUCUUCCCAGCGAGCGGCCUGGAACCCGGCGCCGGUCGCCACCGCUGCCGCCGCAGCCACGCUGGCGGCGGGCACGGCGGCGGCGGCCUCUUCGGAUCUGGAUCUGGGGGCGGUCAUCCGGGCCCUGGCGCUGACGCGGCAUGACGGGGCCAGUGACGUCGUGACGGUCGGCGGCGGCGGCGUUGGCAGCGGCGGCCGAGGCGGCCGAGGCGGCGGCGGCGGUGGUUGGGCGGACAACGACGUGCUGUCGGAACUGGAUCUGGAUUUCAAUCAGGAUGGUAUGGAUUACGCGUUGAUUAGCUCGACAGCGGGCGGCGGCGCCGCCGCCGCAUUUUCUCCGCACUUUGUGGGUGCCGUGGGCGCCGCCGCCGCCGCCGCCGCCGCGGCCGCCGCCAUGGCCACUGGCGGUAGUGACCAGACCGCGGGCCGGCUGCACAGCUCUGGCUCGACACGACUCAGCGGCAGCAGCAAGGAGGCCCCGGGGAACGCAGGCAGCGGCGGCGGCCUGCCGCAGGCCACCGGCGGCGGCGCCGGCCGCCACAGCCUCCUGCACUCCACCGUGUCUAGCGGAUCCAACGCCAUCGGCGCCGCCGCCGCUCCGACAGCCGGCGGCGGCGGCGGCCUGCUACAGCCGCCGCACUCGCCGCCAGCCAUCAGCCGUCAGGUGCUACUGCUGGGGGCGCCGCUACAGCCAGGCGCGCCGGGAAUCGUCGCCGUCAGCCCGCGGGUGGUGGCGGCGCGGCCGCAGUCGCAGCCGCCGCAACCCCUGGUAUUCACGGUGCUGGUGCGUCGCAUGCACGCCGCGGCGGCGGGAACGGCGACGGCUGUUGCUGCCGCCACGCGUGACCAGACGCCCGGCGCCGCGAUCGGGGAGGUGGUGGCGGCGGAUCGGGAGGUGGUGGCGGCGGCCGCCGCGGCGCCUCUGGAGCUGACGGUGCGAUCACGCGGCACCUACCUGCCCAUCCGGGUGUCGCGCUGCACGCCUGCCGCCGCCGCCGCCGCGCCGGGGGCUGGCGGCGCGCCGCCGCCACCACUGGCGGCACCGGCUGGAAACGGCGGCGGCGGCCGGCCGCCGGGCCCCGAGACGGCCUCCAGCAUGAGCGGCCUGAGCGGCAUCAGCGGCCUCACGGGCUUCCUGCAGGCGGGUGCCGCCAACGCGGCGGCAGCCGCCGCCGCCGCCGCCGCCGCCGCAGGCGCCACUGGCGGCGGGGGCGACGCCGCCCUCGGGGCGCGGCUGGGCCAUGCCGGCUUCGUGGGCGGCGGCGGCGGCAGCAGCGGCAGCCCCGGCAGCAACGACGUACGGGCACAGGAAGACGACCGGACGCCGACGGCGGCGGGCCGUGGCCGGGACAGCAGGCGGCCUGCCGUCGCACGCAUGGGCUCGGGCCUGGGCUUGGCAUCGCAGCCGCCGCCGCCGGCGCCACUAAGCCGCUUGGUGUCUGGAGCCAGCAAUGCGCUCGGGACCUCUUCGAGCCACUCGCAGUCAAUGAGCUCCCGCUCAGGUGCCGGCGGCGGCGGCGGCGGCGGCAGUGGGCCAGACAGCGCGACGGACGCGGCGGCGCCGCCGCGCGUGCGGCGGUUGGCGGCGGACGAGCUGGUUGACGCUGAGUACGACUUGGCAGAUCUGGCGGUUGGUGGCGCCGUCGGCGGCGCGGCGGCUGGCGGUUGGUGGGGUCUGCCGUACCCGUACGGCGGGGCGGCCAGUGCGUACGACAGCGCCACAACCUGGUACGAGACGUACACGCUGGAGCUGGCGGAGCCGCCGCAGGAGCCGGGGCUGCUACUGCUGGACCUGCGCGCAGUGGAUGCAACAGCAGGCGCUACAGCCACCACCGCCGCCACCGGCACUGAGCUGGCGGCCGCAGGGGCCCACACAGGGGCGGGUGCCGGGGCCGGCGCUGGUGCCGGCGCUGGGGGUCCGACCGCCCCCGCUGCGCCUCGCGCGGUGCCGCUGGUGGUUGUGUCGAGCGCGGCCGUGGCGGCCGAGCUGCAGGACGCGGCGGAGUUCUGGGAGGGCUCUCCCGGCCAGCUGGACGACCUGCUGCUGGACCUGGGCACCUGGGCACACCACUCCGCAGCAGCCACCGCGGCAGCAGCAGCAGCAGCAGCAGCAGCUACUGCCAACGCGGCUGCAGCAGCGGCUACUGCUGCAACAGCAAUGGCGGCAGCCGGCGGAGCCGGCGCAGCCGGCGGCGCAGUCGCCGCGCCGCUGGGGCUUGUUGUGCCCCCUGGCCCCACGGGUGCCGCCGUUGCCGCGGCUGGCGGUGCCGGUGGCGCGGGUGGGACAGCGGCGGGUGGUGCUGCUGGCGGCGGCGGCGUCGGUGCCCUGGCGCUGGACGGGCGGCUGUCGUUCCUGGGGGCGCACCUGGCGGACUACGCGGCGGCGUGCGGCUGGGAGGUCACGUGCGCGGCGCUGAGGGCCGAGUUGGCGCUCCUGAACACCAGCCUAGCAGCAGCAGCAGCAGUAGCAGCAGCCGGCAGUGGCGGCGGCGGCGGCAUUGCGGCUGCUGGCGCUGCUACUGGCGCCAGCGCCGGCACCGGCACCGGCACCGGCAUUCCGGGUGUCUUGGCGGCGCCAGCGGGCGACGGCGCCGCAGUGGCUCUGCUUCCGGCGCAACACCCGCUGGCGGCGCCACCCCCAGCCACUACAACAGCACCCCACGCGCCCGCCGCCGGCCCUCUACAGCGGCAGCGAUCCCUUGCCCCGGCCUCGCAAGGCCCUGGCGGCGGUGGCGGCGGCGCCGCCGCGGUGCUCGACCACGGCGUGGCGACGGCGGCAGUUGACAGUGUGGCGGAGGUGGAGGACGUGGCGGAGGCGGUGGUGGCGGCGGUAAAGGCGCGGCGGGCGGCGGAGGCGGAGGCGGAGGCGGAGGCGGCCGAGUACCGCGCCUUCCUGGCGGGCUGGCGGGCGAUGCAUCUGUGGGUGAUCCAAUCUCUGGACUGCGUGAGUUUCUUCGCGCUGGUCUACCGCGCCACCACCGACCCCACCCCGGGGCCGGGUCGCGGACUGCUCACUCCCACAAACGCCAUCACGCUGCUGGCCUGCUCCAUUGGCCUGGUGUGCACCUGCGCGCGUGCGGUGCUGCCCUACGAGCGCUGGCUGUGGCUGGCGGAGGUGACCAAGCUCCCGCGCCAUGCCUGCUACGGCGCCACCAAGGCAUGCAUUGGCUUUGGCUUCGCGGCGGCGCCCCCCGGCAUAGCGACCUACGAGCUGGGCGCGCCGUUGUGGAUAUUCGAGGGGCUCAUCAUUCCCGCCUCAUGCCUGAUGUCGCCGCUGGCCACGAUGCUGGUGGGCUUCGCCAAGGCGCCCGCCUAUCUGACCAUGUGGCACCGGCUGUCCUCGGAGGCGGCUGCAGCAGCGGCGGCGGCGGCAGCGGCAGCAGAGGGAGGGGCAGCGGCUGAGGCGGAGGCGGUCGUGCCGCCGUUCUGGUCACAGCCGCCGGCGCUGCUGCUGAAGCGGCUGCUGCGGCUGGUGGCGCUGGUGAUGCUGGGCGUGGCGGUGUCGGCGGCCUGCAACGCCAACAUCGCCGCCUCCUUUAGGCGCAACCAGCAGCGCAGGCGGCAGCAGCGGCUGCAGCAGCAGCAGCAGCAGCAGCAGCUGACGCAGCAGCAGGAUUCGGUGCAGCUGAGGGAGCAGCGGGAGCGGCAGCUGCGCGGCCCUGGACGGGUCGGCGCGGGCGGUGUGGUGGGUGCGGGUGGUGUGUCGGAGAGCUGGGAGGACAAGAAGGUGAGGUAGGGCCGUAGGGGCAGUCUCAGCGGCGGCAGUGUGCCAGUUUAGGUGUGGCAGUACGGCUUAGUUAGGGUGGGCACUCGGGCAGGCGGAUUUGUAGCGAGGUGUGGCGGAGUGGUGCUGCGAUCCGCACCAUGACGGCUGCAGAUGGAACACUGACAAGUCAUCGAGCAUAACACGUUGCGGGCCUUCCCGCGAUCAUGCAGUUCUUGGAAGCGCGUGGUGGCAGCACUUGAAGCAUCGUAACAGGAGAUUUGAUUGAGAGUGGAAGUGCCUUUCAGUGCAGGACGGUCGCGUCAAGCAAGGCUGCCGCCUUCGUGUCAGACUGUUUGGCAUUCCGCCUGAGAGCUCCAUCGUCUUACGACCUGAUCGUAAGCAAUCCCGGUUACGAGCUCUGCUCACGCAUCGCGCUCGAUCCAUGGCACGCGUGGGUUUGAACCCUGUAAUUCACAGGAGCGUGCCACUAUGAGUCGCCCCACCUCCGAUAGUC
Molecule: messenger RNA, 7443 nt
Organism: Chlamydomonas reinhardtii
Lineage: Eukaryota; Viridiplantae; Chlorophyta; Chlorophyceae; Chlamydomonadales; Chlamydomonadaceae
Exons: 13
Coding region: 177-6959 (2260 amino acids)
Source: RefSeq, a predicted model, not a curated record